Messenger RNA from Saccoglossus kowalevskii, 1328 nucleotides. Its product is annotated as tRNA-specific adenosine-34 deaminase regulatory subunit adat3-like. Gene Ontology annotation, cellular component: cytoplasm; nucleus. Gene Ontology annotation, molecular function: tRNA-specific adenosine-34 deaminase activity. NCBI's taxonomy places the organism in Eukaryota, Metazoa, Hemichordata, Enteropneusta, Harrimaniidae. The record is from RefSeq and is a predicted model, not a curated record.
AUGGCAAAGAAACAGAAAGUCUCAGAUUGUGGAGUUGAUAAUUUUAAUUGGAAACCUACGUUUGUGUUAUCUGAUGACGACACGCAGCCUGUAGAACUGGUAAAUAUUCUUGCUGCAUCGAUAACAAAUCGGCAGGAUACAUCCCAGAUUCUAAAAUCUCUCUCAGAAUUGUUUCCAUUGAAUGGACUCCAUCACUUGAAACGGGUAAAAUCUUGCAAAGGUGAAACAAAAAAUGACGUAGCGUUACAAAUUAUUAUAUGCUUAGCCAGUGAUCAACACAGCCAGUCAAAACAUGUAAGCUUGAAACAGAUCUUUGGCGAUAAGCCUUUUGCGGGUAAAGGUUUGGGACCACCAUUUUUAACCAAAGCUGCCAAGUUUCCACCCAGGACAAGACAGCAGUUUAAAGAUGCCUCCAUAUACUGGCCAACUUCUUUCCAUGAAGAUAAACACCUGACCCGUGCCAUCGCAGGACAACUAUUUACUGUGUCAGAAAAACAUAAAAUUCAGUGUUACAUGGAGAAAGCUGUGGCUGUUGCCAAGACUGGCAAAGAAAGAGGGCAAGCACCGAUUGGUGCUGUGAUAGUCGACCCGAUCAAUGAAGAAGUAAUUGCAGUGUGUCAUGACUUAAGAAAUGUCGGGAGACAUCCAUUCUUCCAUGCUGCGAUGAUAUGUAUUGAUCUUGUAGCAGCAAGUCAGGGUGGUGGUACUUAUAAAUACAAUGAACCAGGCUUCUACAAUAAAAACAGCCAAUAUAACUCAGCAAACCAGGAAUGCAAGGAAAGCAGCACAAGUGAUGUAAACAGCAUUUCAGGGAACCACAAGGAUCCAUGUGCAUGUAACACAAAUGGAGAAGAUGGAAUUUCCACUCAACAGGUCACAACAGAUAACAUCGCAUUGCUGAGUGGAGACAAGUCUGGACCAUACCUUUGUACUGGAUAUGACCUGUAUAUUACACACGAACCCUGCAUUAUGUGUGCCAUGGCUUUAGUACAUUCCAGGAUUAAUAGGGUAUUCUAUGGAAUAAUGUGCCCUAAUGGUGCACUAGGUAGCAGGUACAAGAUACACACACAGUCUGGACUGAAUCACCAUUUUGAAGUUUUUAAAGGAAUUUUGGAAUUGGAUUGCAAUCAGCUGUUGAAAACUUGAUUUUAGUAAAUAUCUAUAUACUGAAUUUAACCCUUAAGGUUAGAGAUUGACCAUUUUAAAUCAUUAAGAUUAAAACAAAUGCAAUCUUAGAUACCGAGAGAAAAAAAUUGCAAGCAAGAUGCAAGAUGUUACAGGAAAAACUGUUGGCAUUUUGAAGAAAGAUUAAGAUCUAGAGACAACCC